Molecule: messenger RNA, 885 nt
Organism: Coniosporium apollinis CBS 100218
Lineage: Eukaryota; Fungi; Ascomycota; Dothideomycetes
Exons: 1
Coding region: 1-885 (294 amino acids)
Molecular function (GO): metallopeptidase activity
Source: RefSeq, a predicted model, not a curated record
AUGUUCAAGUCUCUCCUCCUCGCCUCGCUGGCCUGCCUGGCCGCCGCCGUAGCCUCGCAGCGCUACGAGCACUUCGACUGCGGCACAGGGGCCGACGCGGCAACCAAAGACUUCAUCAAGACAAUCGGCACCCUGAACACCAACCAUGCCGCCGGCUCACCGGGCGCCCGCAAGCGCGCCGCAAUGCUUGCAGCACGCCAGAGCGAAAUCACGGUACCGACAAUCAUCCACAUCGUGGCGACCGAAGAAAAGAAAGGGCAGAUCAGCGAGGACAUGGCGCAAGCGCAGCUCGACGCGCUGAACUCGGCCUACAACCCGCAGAACAUCAAGUUCGCGCUGCAGAACACGACGUGGACGGUCAACGACGCGUGGGCGGUCGGCGCGGGGGACGACGACGCUGCCAUGAAGAAGGCGCUCCGCCAGGGCACCUACGAGACGCUGAACCUGUACUUCCAGACGGACCUGGAGGGCAAUAUUCUGGGCAAAUGCACGCUCCCGUCCUCGAUCGGCGGCGGCAUCGUCGACCCCGACGUCUACGUCGCAGACGGCUGCAACAUCCAAGCGAACACCAUGCCCGGCGGCUCCGUGACGGGCUACGACAUGGGCCGCACGGCGGUGCACGAGACGGGGCACUGGAUGGGCCUGCUGCACACCUUUGAGGGCUAUGCGUGCAACGGCGAGGGCGACUUUAUUACGGACACGCCCGCCCAGAGCGAGAGCACGGACGGGUGUCCCGAGGUUAAGAACAGCUGCCCGGAUAUGGAGGGCACGGAUGCGAUUCAUAAUUUUAUGGAUUAUAGCACUGAUGCUUGUUAUGAGGGGUUUAGUAAGGGCCAGCAGGAGAGAAUGAUGACUAUGUGGACGAUGUAUCGGGCGGGGAGGUAG